AUGGCCAAUAUGGAGGAACAGAAGCUGAAUCUCGACCAGCCUCUUUUAUCAGCUAGAAGAUACACGACCCCAAGAACAAUACAAAACGAGACGAAGAAAGCCGAUUACAAUUCUCCCCCUCGGUUUCAAUCAAAAGUAAAAUCGGGUCCCCUUAGAAAUCCCGGUUCUGUGCCAUUUGUAUGGGAGCGUGCUCCCGGGCACCCCAAGCAACAAACUAUAGUAAAAUCGCCUAACAACCAAAAAACGAGUGUCGUCGACACAUUCACCCCAAAGCUUCCUCCAGGGAGACUCCCAAAGGCCAAUAGUAAUAUUAAUAUAAACAAUAAUGAUAAGCAAUUGGCUGUUGAUGAAAAUUCUAGAGAGGUUGAUGAAAACAGUAAGGAGUUGGUGAAGGAAGAGGAUGAGGAUGGUAGUGAGGAAGCUUAUGUGGAUGCACUCGAUACACUCUCGAGGAUGGAAGAGUCGAUUUCCUUGAACUGUAGUACGAGCGGGCUAAUAAGUGGGCCCGGAGGCUUACAUGCUAUGCUGCCGGGAGAUCGGGAUUUCAUGAUGGAUCGAUUUCUCCCAGCAGCUAAGGCAAUGGCUUCUCUAGAGAGUACUCCUCGGUAUGUAUCGACUGAAAAACAACAAGUUCCGGUCAAAGAACGAUCUCAACAGCCGGUGAAUCAGAAAAAGCCUGCACUGAGGUAUGGGCCGAGUUUUGCCCAGCGGUAUUCACAUUACCAAGAAGAAGAGGAAGAAGAAGAAGAAGAGAGUGAUGAUGACAAUGAUCAACGUCAGAAUUUGUGUGGCUUGCUUCCCGGGUUUUGCUUGAGGAGGACUGUUCAUCCAGCCUGCCUCAUAAAUCCUGUUUCGGCUAAGAAAUUGCAAUGGAGGCCCGGUUUUUCUAAUAAGCUUAACGGCGAAAAGACCCAAUCGAGAAGAAACGAGUUGAGUGCGUUAGGUAGUCACAAUACAUCAAAACAAGUCCACAAUAUUCACCAAGUGAAAAUAAAUGCUAGUAUUGCUGAAGGACUUGAAUCUGGCAAUGAGAAGCGUCUCGAAACCUCUGAGAAACUAUUGACUGGUCAAUGCAGUCCGAAGGAGUCAAACUCGGAUAUCGAGAAAACCCUCUACGUGGAUUCAGUAACUCACAUGGUGGGGUCCCCGGAUUCCGGACCUUUUCCCGACAGCACAUCACAGUACAUUGACCAAACGGAUAUGACAAAUUCAGACGAGUCAUGUGAAAAAAGUCGUGUUUUUCUGCCGGAUUCAACUACUAGAGAAAUUGUACAAGAGGCGAAGAAAGAAGAAAUCGAGGUUGUAGUAGAAAAGGGGCUAUUAUCGGAGUCAACAGCUCUUGAAAACUCCGAACAAAUGCACUCUCGGCACCCUCUCCCCCCUCCUUUGCCGAAGUCUCCAUCUGAUUCUUGGCUUUGGCGUACAUUGCCUUCACUGUCUACAAAAAACUCAUCAAUCAAUCCUCGAGACCGGUUUCCAAAGGCACCCACUAGUGAUGAUAUCAAGUGGGAAACCAUUGUUAGAACUACAAAGGCACAAAACCGUCACAUUAUGCGUUAUUCUGAGGAAUCAUUGGCAACUAUACCAGAAACAUAA
Molecule: messenger RNA, 1596 nt
Organism: Striga hermonthica
Lineage: Eukaryota; Viridiplantae; Streptophyta; Magnoliopsida; Lamiales; Orobanchaceae
Source: the annotation of a GenBank genome assembly